CUGAAUGGCGAGAGAAAUAACAUAUAUGAUGAAUUUGAUCUAAAUGGAAAUAAAAAUCAAUAUUUUAAACUUUGAUAUUAAAUUACUUUGACACAUACUAUAGAUCUAAUGGUAUCAUCUGAGACGUUGAUUUUAAUGAAUUUUACAAGUACAAACCGUUUCAUGUACAUGUAGGUUUUUGAACAGUGUCACGAUUUUAUACAGUAUUAUAGAUAAAUACAGUAUAUUGAAUAUAGUAUUCAGAUGGGACAACCUGUGACGGUCCGGCAUAUAUGUCAGACAUUUAUGAUAUUCAUGGCAUGGAUAACAAAGGGUUUGUACCUGGAAGUAUCAGGACCUUCAAUGAUAGAUCUCAAGUUAAUUUACAAUACCAACUACGAGGCAAUUACUAGGUCUGUUGCUGGACGAGGGGUCGGUGGCUUUCUUGGAGCCUUAGUUGGGGCUUUACUUGUUGACAAGUUCGAGCGACAUUUAGAUGUAUGUAUAGCUAUUGGAACUACAAUCGCAGGCAUGUGUAUUUCCAUGGUGCCGCAUGUACCAACAAUAGAUUAUGUGUGGUUGCUGUACUUUAUGAUUGGAUGCACUAGUAACGCCGUUAAUAUGGGUGGAACUAGAAUUGCUCUGGAAAUUUGGAAGGACAGCAGCUCGAUAGUGCUACAGUUGUUACACAUGGGUUUUGGAAUUGGCGCCCUUUUAGGGCCGCUUAUUUGUUCCCCAUUCCUUGCAGUCAUUGAAAAAGAACAGACCAAUAGUGACAACCCAGUGCCUCAAUAUCACGUGAUCAAAGAGUCACGUGCUCAUCUAGCGUUUCUUGGUAUUGGGGUCUUCACGUGUUGUGUGGCAGUUCCAUUCUUUUUGUUUCAAUUGACAGAUAAACGAUCAUCAGUUGUCAAAGGACCUACGCAAUCAACAUCAUCAAAACCUAAAUCUUUUAAAGAGAUGAUCAACCCUGCCUCUUAUGCCAAUGGGAAUUUCUACUAUGGGCUAGGAGCCUUAGUUUUACUAUUUGUAUAUUUCUUUAAUGUUGUAGGCGGGGAGAAGAUAUUUGGGACAUUUGUUAGAACCAUUUCUGUCGAUGUUUUCCAUCUUGGAAAGUCGGAAUCGUCUUAUCUGAACACUUUGUUUUGGGUGAGCCUUACUGUAGGACGAUUAUUAGGUGCAUUUAUUGCACGUGUUGUGCAUGUUCGGACACUAAUUCUCGUCCAAACAGGUCUACAUCUGUUGUCAGUUAUAACAUUAAAUAAAUACGCACUAGCUGAUCCGAAAAUAUUUUGGUUUUUAACAGUAGUUGAAGGUCUAAUUAUCGCACCAUUAUAUCCACUAGGUGUCGCCUAUGGUCACAAUAUAUUGAAUCUAUCUGGUGUAUGUUUAAUGGUUAUAGUUUUCGCUGGGAGUUUCGGUGAUCUGACAUAUUUAUGGACGGCAGGAAAGAUGUACGAUAUAUAUGGAGGUGCCUCGGUACUACACGCAGCUAGUGUAGCUGCCUGGAUUGUGGUCAUAAGUCUCGUGCUGUUCAGAAUUUUAUCAAAAUUUUCGUCUGCUUCUCAGGUUAAGACUGUGAGUAUCUAAAACUGUGUUCCAUGAAAUCAAAUAAUGAGAUUCCGCCAUGUGUUAUUGAUCAUGAAUUACUUUAUGUUAUUAACUCAACAUGCAACUUAUAAAUCGUUCAAUAUCAAGUAAGCAUAUAUAGGAUAUAUGAUUUAGUUUUAUUGUACUGCUGAAAUUGUACAAACACAUUAAAGAGUAUAUGAGGCUGUAUCUUAUGAAAUAUUUUUACUGUAUAUUUUUUUUCACCGGUAAAAUUGCAUAGUUUUCACGAUCUUUUGAUCGAUUCUCGAAAGAGUUGCACCAUUAAUUGUACGUCAACAGAGUAAAGUGUUCCAGAACAGCUAUAAUUAUGCUGGUACUUUAGGUAGGGUUUGGCAAUAUUUUUGUUCGUAUGCCAUUCGCUUUAAAAGCAGAUCGCUACUAUAUUUCUUUCAUACCAGCAUUUUUGAACUAUUCUUUUUUAAGUUCAGAAAUAUUUUUGCAGCAUAUAUAUAGUUGUAUACACCUUAAAAUUAUCAUAUUAACGGCGCAUUUUUGUAAG
Ruditapes philippinarum (Manila clam) is the source of this 2089-nucleotide messenger RNA. RefSeq names its product sodium-dependent glucose transporter 1A-like. The coding region runs from base 244 to 1569 and encodes 441 amino acids. NCBI's taxonomy places the organism in Eukaryota, Metazoa, Mollusca, Bivalvia, Venerida, Veneridae. The transcript has 3 exons. The record is from RefSeq and is a predicted model, not a curated record.